Messenger RNA from Melitaea cinxia (Glanville fritillary), 2228 nucleotides. It is a transcript of the gene for, whose product is annotated as cGMP-dependent protein kinase, isozyme 2 forms cD4/T1/T3A/T3B. Bases 2 to 2062 code for a protein of 686 amino acids. The record is from RefSeq and is a predicted model, not a curated record. Gene Ontology annotation, molecular function: cGMP-dependent protein kinase activity; ATP binding. Gene Ontology annotation, biological process: protein phosphorylation. NCBI's taxonomy places the organism in Eukaryota, Metazoa, Arthropoda, Insecta, Lepidoptera, Nymphalidae. The transcript has 11 exons.
AAUGGGGACACCAGGCGCGAUGGAUCUCGAUCUGGAGAAUAUUGUCGCUAACGCAACGGCCCCUCACGAAAUGCAGCCUCUUGUAAAUAAGAUAAAGGAAUUAGAGCAAUCGUUGAAGCGACGUGAACAGGAGAUGUUAGAACUACGUUCGCAGUUAGAUAAAUUGCAGAGUGUGUUCCCGUACCAACAUUAUGGAAGAGGGUCCAGGGCUCCGAGGAAGCAGAGAGCUCAAGGUAUUUCUGCAGAGCCGCAGACGAGUUCAUCGUUGCAGGAUCUGGCUCAUCAAACAUUCCCGGUCUAUGACAAAAGUGAGAUAUCACGGGAGCUGAUAAAGAGUGCUAUCCUAGACAACGACUUCAUGAAGAAUUUGGAAAUGACGCAGAUUCGUGAAAUCGUCGACUGUAUGUAUCCAGUCGAAUAUGGCGCUGGUAGUCUCAUUAUAAAAGAAGGAGAUGUUGGCAGCAUCGUUUACGUUAUGGAAGAGGGCAGAGUUGAAGUUUCGCGCGAAAACAAGUACCUCAGCACGAUGGCUCCGGGUAAGGUGUUCGGUGAGCUGGCGAUCUUGUACAACUGUAAGAGAACCGCAACCAUCAAAGCAGCCACCGACUGCCGACUUUGGGCCAUCGAACGACAAUGUUUCCAGACCAUCAUGAUGAGAACUGGACUUAUUAGACAGGCUGAAUACACUGAUUUCCUUAAGAGUGUGCCGAUAUUUAAGAACUUACCAGAAGACACACUGAUCAAAAUCUCGGACGUAUUAGAAGAGACCCAUUACCAGAACGGCGACUACAUCAUUCGACAAGGUGCCAGAGGAGAUACGUUCUUCAUUAUAUCCAAAGGACAGGUCAAAGUUACACAAAAGCAGCCCAAUAGCAAUGAUGAUAAAUUUAUUAGGACCCUCACUAAAGGUGAUUUCUUCGGCGAAAAAGCAUUGCAAGGAGACGAUCUUCGAACGGCUAACAUUAUUUGCGACUCGCCAGAGGGCACCACGUGUCUCGUGAUCGACAGGGAAACCUUCAAUCAACUUAUUUCUGCACUUGACGAGAUCCGAACAAAAUAUAAGGACGAGGGUGAUGAUAGACACAGACUCAACGAAGAGUUCGCCAACUUAAGGUUGUCGGACCUUCGCAUCAUCGCCACAUUGGGUAUCGGCGGUUUUGGACGAGUGGAACUCGUACAGAUCCAAGGCGAUUCCAGUCGGUCCUUUGCAUUGAAGCAGAUGAAGAAGGCCCAAAUCGUUGAGACGAGACAGCAACAACACAUUAUGUCAGAGAAAGAGAUAAUGUCUGAAAUGAACUGCGAAUUUAUAGUCAAGCUCUACAAGACAUUUAAAGACCGUAAAUACUUGUAUAUGCUGAUGGAGACUUGCCUUGGUGGAGAACUAUGGACUAUUUUAAGGGACAAAGGUAAUUUUGAUGACGCCACUACGAGAUUCUAUACGGCGUGCGUUGUUGAAGCCUUCCACUAUUUACAUUCUAGGAAUAUAAUUUACAGAGAUCUCAAACCAGAGAACUUAUUGCUUGACUCGAAGGGCUACGUGAAAUUGGUGGACUUUGGAUUUUCAAAGAAAUUGCAAACGAGUCGAAAAACAUGGACAUUUUGCGGGACGCCGGAGUACGUCGCGCCAGAGGUUAUUAUGAACAGAGGACAUGACAUUAGCGCCGACUAUUGGUCUUUGGGUGUACUAAUGUUCGAGUUACUCACCGGUUCCCCGCCGUUCACGGGAGCCGAUCCUAUGAAAACGUACAACAAGAUCCUGAAAGGCAUAGACGCGGUAGAAUUCCCACGCUGCAUAACGCGCAAUGCUGCCAACCUUAUCAAAAAAUUGUGUCGCGACAACCCUGCCGAGCGGCUCGGGUAUCAGCGUGGCGGUAUCACUGAAAUACAGAAACAUAAAUGGUUCGAUGGCUUUAACUGGGAGGGCUUAGCUCAACGUACAUUGGAACCUCCAAUAACACCCGUCGUUCAGUCAGCAAUCGAUACGCAUAACUUCGACCAGUACCCGCCUGACGCUGAUGAACCGCCACCUGACGACUUAUCCGGAUGGGAUGCCACAUUCUAAGUUGUCGCGACGAGGCAACGAUUGAGAAACCAUGUCGGAAACAACAUCACUAUAAAAUAUAGACAAUAUUAUAGAUUAACAUGUGCCUUAUGCAAACGAAUGAUCUGGGUGAUACCUAAAAAUUUGACGACAAUUUUAAUACAUAAUAAAAUAAAUACUAAAAAUA